GAAAGACCCGAUUUAGCAGUGUUUUAACACAAGCAUGAUGCUAUAUCGCCGAUCCACAGGUUCGCUGAGCGCUCUUUCUGCCGCAAUCCUGACAAUUGGUAUGACGUCCUCAAUCACGCAGACAACGUCAUAAAAGCCAGGCUGAGAAAGAUGAUAUCACAUUGGGCUUGAUGAGAAACAGUAUGAUAGUUCAGCAAGAUGCGCAAGAGCUCAUGACUCGACUUCUGGGGUGGGGAUGUGGUGAAAGCGUCGAAAAUAAUGACCGCCGACACAAUCAGUAUAAAGCUUUGUUUCACACCGUGUAUAGAGAGGCGCGGGAAUUCAGCGAAUGCAAAAACGGCGAGACGAGCACAGUGGUAGAUUUCGGCCAACGAGUCACACCACUUACCUCGGGCCAUGACACACUCGAAGCUGCUUUUACUCGGGCCAUGACAGCACAUGCCUUUUUCUCGAACAGCGACCCCGAAGGCAAUAAAGGCAAGGACGACCACGUCAAGUGUCCAAUACGUAAAAAGCAGUCUGUCAACCUCCACUCACCUAUACGCAUACGGAGUGCUCCCGAGUACAUGUGCAUCCACGUCAAUCUGUUCGCCAGGAACAGUUACGGCCAGCCGAUCAAGAAUCGCAACUCGAUGCGCAUCCCCGACAUGCUCGACCUCACCCAACAUGUCGAGACAGUCGACAACCACCCAGCCGCACCGCUACGCUACAAACUCAUCGACGUCGUCUAUCAAGUGGGCGAGCAACUGAGUUCUGGUCACUAACCCGAGCCAGCCGAAGGCAGCGAAUCCGCAAAUCUACUGAACCAGUAUCUCUUGAAUGACAGGUACGUCCACCCGUGGCGCAAUGCUGCUCAGACGAACAUAUUAACAGGAAUCCUGCGGGCUUCGAUGAGAAGAAGGUACCAAAAUACGACCCAUACCUGUUAUUUUACGAGUAUAUUUCCAACGGCAGGAAAAAAGUCAAGCCAUUCACAGCCAUCGAUGAGGAG
Molecule: messenger RNA, 991 nt
Organism: Didymella exigua CBS 183.55
Lineage: Eukaryota; Fungi; Ascomycota; Dothideomycetes; Pleosporales; Didymellaceae
Exons: 2
Coding region: 171-764 (197 amino acids)
Biological process (GO): protein deubiquitination
Molecular function (GO): cysteine-type deubiquitinase activity
Source: RefSeq, a predicted model, not a curated record